This is a messenger RNA of Neocloeon triangulifer, 1338 nucleotides long. RefSeq names its product cyclin N-terminal domain-containing protein 1-like. Gene Ontology annotation, cellular component: site of double-strand break. Gene Ontology annotation, biological process: reciprocal meiotic recombination. The transcript has 6 exons. The record is from RefSeq and is a predicted model, not a curated record. Lineage: Eukaryota; Metazoa; Arthropoda; Insecta; Ephemeroptera; Baetidae. The coding region runs from base 1 to 1017 and encodes 338 amino acids.
AUGGAUAAAGAGAAAAAGGAACAGAAGGUCAAGGACAAGAUAGUGGAACGCCCCAAUGAUGACAUCCGGACAGUUUCGUUCACAAAAAUAGUCGAAACAUAUCAGCAGAGGUUUGCUGCGAUUGAGGCGUUGAAGCUCAAGAAUACGGACUGCAUGCAGAAGAUUGGAAAACUUGCAUUAGGCCACCAACCAUUCACUGAGGCGUCAUCUAAGCAGGUUGUCAGAGCUGUAGAAGUUUUCUGCAAAAUGCUUCAAAUGCCCGUUGAAGUAAAAAUGUUCACAUUAGAGUUAUUAGAAAGGUUCAUGUUGUUCUACUUUGAAAGUGAGUUUGGCCACAAGUUGUACUUGCUCAAUCAAACUAAUCUUGAUGAAAGCAUGGGCAAAAGCUGGGAGGCGUUGUAUGAAAGCGUCCCUAUCUACUUGAUUGCGUGUAUUCAAAUUGCUGGGAAAUACGAUAACAGAGACUUGUCUUUCGCCACACCAAAAGCAAUAUGCAAGUGCCUGAAAAAGUUGGGUUACCUUACUACAGAGUUGGACCUCACAAAUGCUGAAAUGAAAGUGCUCGUAACUUUGAAUUAUGAGUUGAACUUUGUCACAAGAUAUGGUGCCGUUGAAGACCUCAUUUCCACACGGAGGAGUCGGAAUUUCCUCGAUCAUGCAGACUCCAUUUUCAAAAAGUCCAUUGAGUUGCUUGACCUGCUUAUCCAUGACCACAGGAAAAUUUUCGACGAAUUCCUUCAAAACAAAGGACUGGACAUGGCUGCAUCAAAAAAGAUUAACAAUCUGGAACUGCAGCAAGCCGAGUACGACUCUUUGUGGAUUGCAGCCGCGACAAUAGCGGCCGCCACAAAAUUGAUUGUGAUUAAACACUACAGCCAAAAUUUCUUUCACAAGCUGAGUGAGGAGGUCCUGAAAGAACUCGCAGAAGAUUUGAUCAACACGAGGACAGAGCAUGAGCUCCGGAUGCUCACAUACGUCCUUUGCCAAGCUUACUUAAAAAAUGUCGCCAAAAAAUGACUGUGAUUGUCUAGUGAUUUUCCAAUACAACAAUUAUAGUGUGUAGCAAAACUAAAUUGAGGGCAAUAAGGCUGAGCAUGCCAUAUAAUAAGUUUCUAUUACUGCUGUGUGACAGAUUUACAGCAGACAGCUGUGAGAAGCCAAAAUUCUGUAGUUCAGAAAAACUUAUUUUAUGUGAAAUUUCCUGUUGAGGAAAAUAAGCAAAAAAAUUUUGCUUCGCUUUAGUUCAAGGUACCUAUUUAGUGGUAUAAAGUUUUGUUUAAUUGAUCAUAGACUAUGUUCUCUAAUAUGUUAUGAGUAAAUGAAAAGUUUAUUUUUGUU